GAGCUCGGUGUGUGCAGAGCAGCAGCCCGGCAGGGCAGAGCACCAGGCUAAAGGCUAAAGCAGCUCACAGGCUGCAGUCCCCGGAUGAAACCAUCAUGGCUGCCACUCGCUGAGCUGUCAAGCGCUCCACAAAAGAAAAAGAAAUCUGCAAAACCAUGGAUUCGGUGGAUAUUUGCGCAGCUACCUCCACAGGAGAUAACAAACGGCGCCCCAAAAAGAACAGAGAUUGGCACAAACGGCUGCACCUCAGGAAGGCAGCCGCUCAGCCCCCAGCUAUGCAACGCGCAGAUAAGCGUGGACCAAAGAAGACACCAGCAGCGUGGAAGCAGAGCACAGUGUGGCCUUCAUCACAGCAGGCCCCCCAAGAAGCACAACAAAGUCACCAUAGGACAAAUGACAGCAGAAAUACACUCAGGUUCACAUGCUCUCAAUGCAAGGACAACUUGGAAUAUGUUCCCAAAGACUUGGUGAGACAUUUUGAGGAAAAACACAGAGGGAGCCCGCCAGUGUUUUCCUGUCAUAUGUGUACUUUUAGUACACACGAGUUCUCCUACCUUCAGGUUCAUCUGUUAAGCCACAAAGACACUUUUUCUAGUUGCUGCAUUUGUAAUGACAAUGUUGAACGCACAUGGGCUGAAUUCAGUGCACACCUGACUCUGUGCCACUGUCCCAAUGGCAAAUACUCAUGUGAAGUGUGCCAGAAAUUCUCCACAGGUGACGCUACAGUAUUUUUAGAGCACGUGUAUGCACAUAAUUUGGACAUGGAAGGAGCUGAGGAUGUUGAUCUACCGCUGCACACAAAGGACAAGAAUCAGCUGUCAACCACUCAGACUUUACGUUGUCAACACUGUACCUAUGAGGCAUCUCAUAAGUGGUUGAUCACAAAGCACAUUAAAGCUGUCCAUGCUUGCCAGAAUAGUAACCUGAGGCGGAAGAAGAAGGGGGUUCAUUCUGUAGAAGUGAAUCCAAAUGAUACUAUUCCCAAAAUGAAGCCCCGAUUAACAAGAAGUGCAGUUAGGGAAAUGUGCUGGCUGACACAGGACUGCCUUUCUCUGCCAGGGAGAGAAUUCUUAGAUAAAUACUGCCAUCUGUCAGAUCCACAAACAACACUUGAGGAGACGCAACAGUUUUUGAUGAAAUCAGUCACAGGGGAAACCGGUGACCAGAAAUGGACCAAGGCUCUUAAAACUGUUUUGUCAAAUGUCCCUCAAGAUAUGAAUCUUCACCCCAAGUCAGAGAAUGGCAUCAUGUCGAACUCGUCAGAUCUCACUGUCCUUACAGUAAAGAACAAGAUAACUGUAGCUCAGAACGGUGCUGCUUAUGCGAAAAGGUUGAAAAUGAUGUCGGAGGAAGCUGUUUCUCCAGAAAGUGCUGCUGAUGAUGCUCAGUGUGCAGUCGACCAAAAUGGAUGUCAGUCAAAUUUGAACGAUCAUGCAUCCUGUCCACAGGCUGAAAACAAACUACACAAUGAUGUUUCACUGUCGGUCUAUAGUGAGCCAUGCACUCAAAUGCAGGAAAACAGGGAGAAUCAGGAACUAAAGACUGAUCUGGAAAUAGUGGAACAUAGUAAAAAACUGGAGGGGCCUAUGCAGGGUGAUGGGAUUCUUAUAUCCAGUGAUCUGAAGUUGACAAAUGACAGUGAAGAGCAGACAUCCAUUCAUAAAGCCCUACCAAAAAUCAAGAGACGAAAACGACGACGGAAAAGAAGGACCAGAUUUAAAAAAACGGAUAAAAAAUCACCAGGACUGCCCUUAAAGAUUGUUUUGAAGAAGAACCCUGUGAAGGAGAAGCAGUGGGUGUCUCAAAGCUCUUUGUCUCCAUCAGAAGGUGGUUCAGUGGAUGGACAUUGUGGACUCUCAAAUCCUCAUACAGCAAUGGAGGAGGUGGUACAGAUUCUUCCAAAAGUGCAGCCACCAGAAGCACAUCAGAAGAAAUGGAUUAAAGGUUCCAAGACUGAUCUUCUUGACUCAUCUGAAGCUGUUAGUUCAAUCCUACAAUUAAGGCCAGGAGAAGAACUCACCCCAAGCUGCGCUGCAGACCUUACGGGAUCUGAGAAUAUGACUACAAACAGGCCUGUGGUGCUUGAAGGCUUGCCGUCAACGUGUCAAGAAAUGCAAGAUGACGAAGAGAAAUCACUGCAGCUGUUGCAAACUGAAGUUGACAAGAGCACAAGCCAGGCAAAUCUGAGAGCUGCAUCAGUGACUGAAGAAGAGAUGUACCCCGAGAAAGUGCAGUUCCAAACAUCACACAGUGGCACCGACUGCCAUGUGUCAGACAAAAAGAGUAGUUCACCCGCUCAUGAAGUGACUCCUCACAGCAGCAGCAUGUCUUCCCCCUUUUCCAAACGUGUUACUGCACCACAGGGUGAGGUAAACAUUGAAGACUCCUGCCUUGCUCUCUCUGCAGAGCAGAGUAGCCAGAGUGUUGAAGGGAUGGCAGACAGAGAAGUGCCCCUGGACUCCUGCCCAGAUCUCCUCAGCAGCAUCCAUUUGUCCCCAGGUAAAGCCAUCCAACAGGAGCCCUCGCCAGCCUCUGGGCAUCGGUGGCAGCCGGUCCCAAAAGACGUGGAGAGGACCCUGAAGUUAGUAGCCAUAAAUCCCUCUCAGCUGGUAAAGCGUCCAGCAGGAGACCAGCCUGUUGUGGUGCUAAAUCAUCCAGAUGCUGACAUCCCCGAGGUGGCCAAGAUCAUGGAGGUCGUCAACAGGUACCGAGGAGAGGUGAAGAAGGUCGUACUGUCACGCAGGACUCUGAACGCUCUCUCAGCUUUGAACAGAGAGGCCUCUAGGACAAACGAUCCAAAGGAUGCCCAAGCUGAAACUGCGUGGCAGGGUAAAAGCUCUGUACAGGAGAGGUUCAGUUUGAAGUUGAAACUUCGUAGGUUGACAAGGAAAAAGUACGAAGUGGUUGGUGCUGUUUCUCCCAGCAGGGAUGUCGAGUUGAAGUUUCGCUGCUGGUUUUGCGGCAGGGCCUUUACAAGCCAGCAAAUGUGGAUGACCCAUCGGCAGCGACAUCUGAUGGAGUGGAAAAGGCCAAACUGUGAAAACUCUUAAAUGUCGCACACACUGGAUGAAAAAUAGCCUGGAAAAAGGUGACUUUGCAAUAUAACAAAACAAUAAUGGAACCAUUUUUUUAAAGUCUUAAUUAUGAUUGGUUGUUUGUUUUGAGGAGAAUCAAAUCACGCUUCCUGGAGGGUUCACAUUCUCAGGGUAAUUUUAAUUUUACCUAUUGUCCCUCUCCCUGUCUGAGUAGCUUGACACAGACUCUUUGUAGAUGAGUCAUUAUUUGUAAAGCCACAUGGAUGUGGUGCUGAUAAUUUAGUUCUUUGAAUUGCUUGUAUUUUGUCUACGCAAUAGCUUUAUUUAAGGUGAUUUAAGUACACUGUCGUAUGGAAUUUUUAAUAGAACACUGUAAUAUGUAUAUUUGCCAUACCAUCUCUUUUAUGGAUCAGUUUAUGUACGGGUAGGCUAUGCAGUGUGGUAGCUGUCAUAUUUAUGUUUUUGGAAUGGGACACAGAGACCCACAAGUUACUCAGAUAUACCAAAACUGUGUGUAAAGAAGACAAUAAGCUGUUUUAUUCAACAUUUAUUUAUGACUCUUAUGUUUAGUCUUUAUAUGCUUCCUUUAUGCUUUUUUUGGGCCAUUAGAAGAAUUAGUAUAUUUGUAAUUUCUUUGUUUGUAUAAACUCCAAAUUAUGUUGAAAUGUAGUGAAGACGUAUAUUUUCAUGCAUGUAUCCAGUGGGUGCUGUUAUCUCCGAAGACACGACAAAUUUUAAAAAGUAAUCGUGUGUUUUGUGAUGUCAGUGACACACCGACUAAAUCAUUUCAUAUGAAAUCUGGAUUUUUUCGACAUCAAGAGGCCUAGAUGAUUUGAUCAUGUUUUCUUUUCCUUUAGUGGGUUUCCUCUUUUGACUUGAAAUGAUGAUAAACUUAUCUUUUAAUUGCACUAUGAAAGGAGGAUUUAUAUUUCCUGUUACCUCACCUUAUCAGGCCUAAGCCUACGACAAUCUCAACCAGUGUCCUUCUGUGGCUCCACAUUUCUUUAUGCAGCCGUGAUCCCUCAGUAUCCACACCAUGGGAACUGUGGCCCCUGUGUGUAUGUGCGUUUGUCAGUCAAGGACCAUUGGACAGAUGUACCUAAAUUGUGCAUGAAUCCCUGUUUCUGGAGUGUCUGUAAUACUUUUUUUCAAUUUAGAUGAAAGAUUUAUAAUUGUACAUACUCCCGCUAGAGGUACUGUAAAAUAUUACCUGAGAAUUUUCACCAAGUGCCUGGAAUUUAUUGUUAUGCAACAAAUGUGCAUGAGUAUGAAAGCAUUACUUGUUGAACAGAGAAUAAAUGAAUCCGUUUGUCA
This is a messenger RNA of Amphiprion ocellaris (clown anemonefish), 4349 nucleotides long. RefSeq names its product zinc finger protein 518A. The transcript has 3 exons. The record is from RefSeq and is a predicted model, not a curated record. Bases 156 to 3050 code for a protein of 964 amino acids. NCBI's taxonomy places the organism in Eukaryota, Metazoa, Chordata, Actinopteri, Pomacentridae.